AUGAGUACUGACAACGACGACCUAGCCUCCAUCACGGCAGAAGCGCCUUCCGGCGGAGUCUUCAAUUCGCUAAACCGUCGCAGUCGCAUGAGGUCGUGUUGGCUGCCGCUGAUUAGCUUUUGCAAUGCGGUGGGUCUAGUGGGAAUGGGCUUGCUGGUAGCCUUUCUAUUCUUUCAACUUCAAUACGUAACCUACAAAUUGCAACUGGAAGAAAAGCAAAUAAUGGAUCUACAGAGGCAAGUGCAAGAUCAGCAAGCAGGACAAAUCCAAGAAUUGGCCGUGCAAGUCGAAGACCAAAAGUCGUAUACCGUCUACAAUCUAGCAGGUACCUUCACCCUCCUGACAUGUCUCAUAUCCGCCUUUCACAUGGCCGUUCAUGUGAGAAACAUGGUGGAACCCAUCGUGCAAAGAAAAAUAUUGGCGAUUCUUUGGAUGAGUCCAAUUUACAGUGUCACCAGCUUUCUCAGUCUGCUGCUACCCAUGACAGAAGGGUACCUUUCCAUUAUCAAGGAUUUCUACGAAGCCUACGUCGUUUACAGUUUCCUCUCCUUCCUGAUAUCCGUUCUGGGGAGGGGUGACCGCAGCGUCGUUGUCGAUCUGUUGGCGCGCCAUGCCGAUCAUCUAGAUACUCCGGCCAAAUGCUUACGACGAUUCUACGUGCCUCCGCCAGAAACAUCAGACCUAGCCAAAGCCAACGCUGUCUUGCUGGAGUGCCAGAUUUACACAAUGCAAUUCGUGUUCGUUAGGCCUUUGACUUCAAUCGCCUCCUUCUUGGUGUUUACACUCAGUCGAGACUUGGAUCACGAUGGGAUUGCAGAAUCAGCGGGAGAAAGUGCUGCGUCCUACUUUACGUCACCAGCCUUCUUUAUCGCCAUGAUCGAAAACAUUUCGGUAUUCUUCGCAUUUGCAGGACUCCUCAAAUUCUACCACAUCUUUCAAGAUGAACUUGCUUGGAUGAAACCCUUCAACAAGUUCCUUGCCAUCAAAGGCAUUGUCUUUCUUACGUUUUGGCAGGGAUUGGCAAUCACCAUUAUUGUACACUUGGAUGGAAACAACAAUGACUACAACAAGGAACAUGAACAAGCCAUGCUCAUUCAGAAUACUCUCAUCUGUUUGGAAAUGCUCUUCUUUGCAUUGGCACAUUGGUGUGUAUUUCCACCAGAGGAAUGGGAGCCAGAUUAUCGACCAAAACAAUAUGCGAGGCCUGGAUUAGGGAUCAAAGACUUUGCAUCAGAUGUCCGUGUUAUUAUGGGACGUGGUAAGCACAAGCAAGGAGCCAUGCCAGUACCCACCACCCCUCCACCUGUGGACCAUCUCGCAGCACCAAAUUUAGGGGACCUGGAACUGGCCGAAGAAGACAAGAUUAUAUAG
Seminavis robusta is the source of this 1371-nucleotide messenger RNA. The record is from the annotation of a GenBank genome assembly. Lineage: Eukaryota; Bacillariophyta; Bacillariophyceae; Naviculales; Naviculaceae.